GGGAUUUGCGCGCCAGCCAGAGAGGGGCUUUUCUCUUUUGAAGCCUUCUGCGCUGAGACGGGAUCAUGGACUGGGGACUCCUCCUGCACUGUGCAGCCCUCAUGGUCACCCUUGGAAGGACGCUGAAGAGUGAUAAAUGUGGUGAAAAUAUCAGAAUCGUUGAGCCUGGGUAUCUCACUUCUCCUGGCUACCCUAAUACGUAUCAUCCAAGCCAAAAAUGUGAAUGGCUGAUUCAAGCUCCUCAGCCGUACCAGAGGAUUAUGAUCAACUUCAACCCUCACUUUGAUUUGGAGGACAGAGAAUGCAAGUACGAUUAUGUUGAAGUGAUUGAUGGAGACAAUCCCAGUGGGCGCGUGUGGGGAAAGUACUGUGGCAAGAUUGCGCCCCUGCCCGUGGUAUCUUCAGGACCAAACCUCUUCAUCAGAUUUGUCUCUGAUUAUGAAACUCAUGGGGCAGGAUUUUCCAUUCGCUACGAAGUUUUCAAGAAAGGACAAGAAUGCUCCAGAAACUUUACAUCAAUGAGCGGGGUGAUCAGAUCGCCUGGAUUCCCUGAAAAAUAUCCCAAUGGCCUUGAAUGCACUUAUAUUAUCUUUGCACCAAAGAUGUCCGAGAUCAUACUGGAAUUUGAAAGCUUUGAACUGGAGCCGGAUUCAAAUCCUCCAGGGGGAAUGUUCUGCCGCUAUGACAGAUUAGAAAUCUGGGAUGGAUUCGCUGAAGUUGGACCUCACAUAGGCCGAUAUUGUGGGCAGAAUACACCAGGCCGCAUCCACUCUUCGACUGGCAUUCUUUCCUUGGUUUUCUACACUGACAGUGCAAUAGCAAAAGAGGGUUUCUCUGCCAACUACACUGUCUUGCAAAACAGUGUAUCUGAAGAUUUUCAGUGCAUACAACCACUUGGAAUGGAAUCCGGUGAAAUUCAUUCUGACCAAAUCAGUGCCUCUUCUCAGUAUAGCACCAACUGGUCUUCUGAAAGGUCCCGCUUGAAUUACCCUGAAAAUGGGUGGACACCGGGAGAGGAUUCCAUUAGAGAAUGGAUACAGGUGGACUUGGGCCUUCUCCGUUUUGUUUCUGCCAUUGGAACCCAGGGAGCCAUCUCAAAAGAAACUAAGAAGAAGUACUAUGUGAAAACAUACCGUGUAGAUAUCAGCUCCAAUGGAGAAGACUGGAUUUCACUUAAAGAUGGAAAUAAACCUUUGGUGUUUACCGGGAACAUUAACCCUACUGAUGUUGCUUAUGGAACUUUUCCCAAGCCAGUUCUGACACGCUUUGUUAGAAUCAAACCUGUAAACUGGGAAACUGGGAUAUCGCUAAGAUUUGAAGUAUAUGGCUGUAAAAUUACAGAUUAUCCCUGCUUUGGCAUGUUGGGUAUGGUAUCUGGCCUCAUCACGGACUCCCAGAUUACAGCAUCAACUGCAGUUGAUCGAAAUUGGAUCCCAGAAAACGCUCGCCUUAUAACAAGCCGUCUAGGCUGGGCACUCCCUUCAACCACUCACUCAUACACAAAGGAAUGGCUUCAGGUAGAUCUUGGUGAGGAAAAGAUAGUGCGAGGCAUAAUCAUUCAAGGAGGCAAGCACAGAGAAAACAAGGUCUUCAUGAGAAAAUUCAAAAUUGGAUACAGCUACAAUGGAUCGGACUGGAAAUUUAUUAUGGAAGCAAGCAAAAAGAAGGUCAAGAUUUUUGAAGGCAAUACCAACUACGACACACCUGAACUUCGUGUUUUUGAGCCUAUAACCACCCGGUUCAUUCGUGUCUACCCUGAAAGAGCCACCCAUGGCGGACUAGGACUAAGGAUGGAACUGCUGGGCUGUGAAAUUGAAGUGCCUACCUCAAUCCCUACCACUACUGACAGCAAUCUGGUGGACGAGUGCGAUGACGAUCAAGCAAACUGCCACAGUGGAACAGGUGAUGACUUCCAGUUGACAGGCAGUACUACAGCAGUGAUAACAGAAAGGCCGACAGCAGUUGACAUUACAGUACAGCCAGAACUCCCAGCAUAUGGGUUCAACUGUGAAUUUGGCUACAGUUCUCAGAAGACAAUUUGCCGUUGGGAGCAUGACAGCCGGCUGGACCUGAAGUGGGCAGUGCUCACCAGUAAAACAGGGCCCAUUCAAGACCACACAGGAGAUGGCAAUUUCAUUUACUCACAAGCUGAUGAAAACCAAAAAGGCAAAGUUGCACGGCUCAUCAGCCCCAUCGUCAACCCACAAAACUCUGCUCAUUGCAUGACUUUCUGGUACCAUAUGUCUGGCCCCUACGUUGGCACUCUACGAAUCAAACUGAGGUAUCCUUCGCCUGAAGAGUAUGACCAAGUCCUGUUGACACUGAAUGGAAAUCAGGGGAACUGCUGGAAAGAAGGACGCGUCCUCCUCCACAAAUCUGUGAAACAUUAUCAGGUGGUGGUGGAAGGAGAAAUUGGAAAAGGACAUGGAGGAAUUGCAGUGGAUGAUAUUAACAUUGACAGCCACAUAGCACAAGAGGAAUGCCGAAAGUCAAAUGAUGCAGGGAAUGAAAUAGCUGAAGAAGAGCCAGAUAUUAAUCAAACAGGGUCUACACCUGAGUACAGUGAAAACGGAGAGCCCAUUGAUAACAUCUCCCGAAAACCGGGCAACGUGCUGAAGACUCUCGAUCCCAUUCUGAUCACCAUCAUAGCUAUGAGUGCAUUAGGGGUACUUCUUGGAGCCAUCUGUGGAGUCAUUCUGUACUGCGCCUGUUGGCACAAUGGUAUGUCAGAUAGGAACUUGUCUGCACUGGAGAACUACAAUUUCGAACUUGUGGAUGGUGUGAAAUUGAAAAAAGACAAACUGAACACACAGAAUACUUACUCAGAGGCGUGAAGGAGCAAAAGCAGCUACCGAAGUUUCGGAGAAAUUGAGACAGAAGGACAUAUCACUAGCUUAAGCUGGGGAACUGUGGAUCUUCUUUUACUGUAUAGGCUGAAAACUGCGUUGGGGACGUUAAGCCAAGCUUUUCUCAGGAGCUUCAGUCAGUGUACCAGAUAUACUAAAACAUGGACAGCAGUCUGUGUUAAACAAUCUGAAUCAUGUACAGUCUACUUCUGUUUCUAAUUUGAAAUAAUCAAAUGCUGGUGUUGAGACCAAGUAUGAUUGGCUUAAGAGGGGGCGUUUUGUUUUGUUUUGUUUCUGUCUUCCCGCCUACCCUGGUUUCUGUUUCCUUCCCCUUCGAUGAGUAUGUUUUAUUUUUUUAUUGUGCAAAAAUCCAAGAUGCUGUCACAGAGUGUAUUUGAGGGGGGGGGGGUGUUUCCUUCAGAGGGACAUGCUGUCUGUAGCUCAGUGCCCAAAAAAAGAAAAAAAACCAAUAUUGCAGUAACAGCAAUUUAGCUGAUUCAUGAACCUAUAUUUGUGUAUAAUUGCUUGUGUUGUGCAUAGGCAAGGAAAGGGUUAGCGUGUUUUGUUUUGUUUUUUAAAGUACUGUAGCAUCAGUACUGGUAUAGUGUGUCAGCUCUGUUUACCAAGCAAUACAGUCAGAAAUUUAUUGGUGUUUCUCAGUGUUGUACUAAACUUUGUGCUUGUGACUUCCAUGCAAGAAAUACGUGCCAUCAUCCAGAAACAACCGGCAAACCGAGUGAACUGCCUACAACUGUAACGAAACAAAAGCAAGAGUCCUUAGCACUGGCUAGUGUAUGUCCUCUCAAGUGCCUUUUUGUUUGUGACACUUCUUGUUGCGUUCACAUUAACAACAGCUUUGUCUCCUUCCAGUUAAAGACCUUGUCUUUUUUUUUUUUACUUACCCCAAGGACUCACUGACUAACAAGAAAGUAUAUUUUUAGCGUAAGUAAACCUUGAAAAGGCAAGGGCUAAGGAAGAUUGGGUGGCUUGAUUCUUCCACUUUCUGUAUGUCAGUUUCAUGUCGCUGGACCAUUUUUUGUACAAAGCUGCAAUAUUCCCCCUCUCCUCCUUUUAGAGUUCUUUCAUAUAGAAUGUAUUUUCAAGUA
Messenger RNA from Heteronotia binoei (common prickly gecko), 3952 nucleotides. It is a transcript of the gene NRP1, whose product is annotated as neuropilin 1. NCBI's taxonomy places the organism in Eukaryota, Metazoa, Chordata, Lepidosauria, Squamata, Gekkonidae. Gene Ontology annotation, biological process: angiogenesis; vascular endothelial growth factor signaling pathway; axon guidance. The record is from RefSeq and is a predicted model, not a curated record. Gene Ontology annotation, molecular function: semaphorin receptor activity; vascular endothelial growth factor receptor activity. Gene Ontology annotation, cellular component: membrane. The transcript is spliced from 17 exons. The coding region runs from base 66 to 2834 and encodes 922 amino acids.